GAUUAAAAAAAUGUUGCUCAUAUGGUUCUUCCCUAAAAUCUUAAAUAUUAAAAUUAAAUGCCUUAAUUAAUAUAAAUAAAUUAAAAUAAUGAUUAAAAAAUUGUUGAAACAAAUCAAUUAAAUGAUUAUGAAAUGGAUUUACCAGAUGAAUAAUCUACCGAUGAUUUUAUUUUGAAUGAUAAUAUUUCUAAAUAUAUGAAAACUCAUGUUUAAUAAAGUGUUGGAUUUACAAGAAAACUCAAUUAUGAAGCUUAUGGAAAAAAAUCUUAAAUUUAAAAUAAAAUCGACUAAAUUUAUUCUACUCUUGAUUAAAAGGCUUAACUUUAAACUUAGUUUAAGUCUUUGGCUUAAUAUGAAAGAAAAGUUAAUAUUCCUAUUUUAAAUAAUUAUGGAGAAGGUAUUUAAUUUAUUAGCUGGAAUGAAAAUAGUAAUUAAUUUGAAUUAAAUGAAUAUGCUAUUGAUCUUUUCAAAAGGAAUCAAAAUGAAUAAAAAAAUACUAAAAUUUCAUUUGUAACAAUUAUUGGAGAAUAAAAAUCUGGAAAAAGCUUUUUAUUAGAUUAAAUAUUAGAAAUACCAGCUAAUAAAUAAAGAUUAUGUAAUACAUAAAAAAAUCCUGGAUUAAUAAUAUGGAGUGAGCCAAUAUAUAAUUCCCAUGAAGAUUGUGAAAUAUACUUUUUAGACACCUAAAUAGAUUUAAAAAGCAAUUCUCAUAGGCAACAAUAACUAUUUAUGUUAAUAUGCUUACUAUCUAGUACAAUAUUAAUGAACAUAAAAUCAAAUAAUUUAAAAUCUUAAGAUUUUGACACUUUAAAGUCUUUAAUGCACUUAUAAGAAUAAUUUGAAUUUGAUAAUUUGGAACAUAAAGAAGACUUAAAGUACUUGUUUCCUAAAUUAAUGAUAUUAAUGAGAGAUUUUACACAUGAAAUAAAGCAUAAGGGAACAACAGUUAGUGGCUAAUAAUAUUUAGAAUAAUUUUUAUUUGACGAAUUAUAAUUUCAAAGAGCAACAGCAGAAUAAUAAAAAUUGCGAAGAAGAAUAAUAAAAUAUUUUCAGAAUCGAAAUUUAUUCACAAUGGUGAACCCUAUAAAAAAUAAAAAUAAUGAAAAUUUAAAUUAACUUUCUUUUUAAGACUUUUGUGAAGAGUUUUAAUAAGAAAUACAAACAUUGAGAAAAAAAAUAAUUUUGGAAUCUUCUAGUGUAAAAGAAUUUAGAGGACUUCGACUUUCGAAAAAUAUGGUUGUGGAAUAUAUAAGGAGUUUUAUUGAAGAUGCAAAUUGUAAUGAGAAAUUUUAAAUAGAAAAGGCUUUUUGUAUUUUACUUGAGAAUGAAUUUAUUUCUGUUUACCAUAAUUGCAUUGAAAUUUAUAAAAAAGAAAUGGAAUAAUAGUUUGGGGAUUGUGAAUAUAUGUCUUUGGAAUAAAUGAAUGAGAGUCUCAAAAAAGCAAGGGAUUAGGUCUUUUUUUCAUUUUUUAAAUUAAAAGCACAUGAUAUUGAUGUUGCAGUUCCACUUUUUGAUAAGUAUUAUAAAAGUAUUAAUGAAUUUAUUAAAGAAAUGGAAGAUAAGUUCCAUUAAAUUAAUAAUGAAGAAACUUAAAAUGCUGUAAAUUUGAUUAUGGAAGAAAAAAUUAGAGAAGUGAAGGAAAAGACGAAUAAUAAUUAAUAAACGAAGGAAGAUUGCUUUUUUAUUAAAUAAUAAUUUGAGAAAAUUUUGAAUGAAAUAAAAACUAUAUGCUUAGGAAAAUAAACUAAUUAUGCUGAGGUUUACGGUAAUCAUAUUUCCCAAAUACAAAAAUAUAUGUUAGAUGUAUUAUAUGAAUAAAUUUAAAUGCUUUAGAAUUUAAAUUAGGAAUAACUAAAAGAAAUAAAAGUUUAAAUCGAAUAGAAAAAUAAAUAAUUAAAGUACUUAAUAAUAAAAAGAACUUCUUAAUGA
This is a messenger RNA of Ichthyophthirius multifiliis, 1929 nucleotides long. RefSeq lists its product as hypothetical. The annotation marks the transcript as partial. The record is from RefSeq and is a predicted model, not a curated record. Gene Ontology annotation, molecular function: GTP binding; GTPase activity. NCBI's taxonomy places the organism in Eukaryota, Ciliophora, Oligohymenophorea, Hymenostomatida. The transcript is spliced from 4 exons.